Trypanosoma rangeli is the source of this 921-nucleotide messenger RNA. RefSeq lists its product as uncharacterized. The coding region runs from base 1 to 921 and encodes 306 amino acids. NCBI's taxonomy places the organism in Eukaryota, Euglenozoa, Kinetoplastea, Trypanosomatida, Trypanosomatidae. The record is from RefSeq and is a predicted model, not a curated record. The transcript has a single exon.
AUGCAGCACGAUGUGAGGGAUACCUCGCCGGUGGUGGAGCGCCCCCUGUACACGGCACGGGAAAUGCAUAGAAAACAGACCUGCAGCGUCAGUGGCAGCACGCUGCCUGCCUACGACCUCGACCCCACGACGCGGCAGCUGCUGGAGGAAAAUGAGGACAUGUUGUACCGCAUCAAUGUCUUGACGCGCGAGCUGGAGGCGGCGAAAGACGAGGUGCAAGUUCUGAAGACCACCGUUGCAGAGAAGAAUAAGGAGCUGGAUACAAUGCGGGAGAAGCUUGAGGGGGCCAACAUGACCGCCUGGGAUGCGUCUGGGCGCGUCAUCAACUACAAAGCCGAGUGCGAGCGUCUGAACGCAGAGAACAAAACUCUUACGGAGAAUUAUCAAAAAGUCUGCUCAGAGUUGGAGCAGCGAACGGAGGGCAUUCGCCAGGACAUGGAAAGACUGCGUGUCGACAGCGCGCGGAAGUCAAUGACACAGUCGGUAGAGCAGUUCUGCAGCGAGGUGUUGAGUGUAUUCUCGUCUGUUUACCUCAUUGUGACCACCCUGGAGCGCUGCGCCGUGGAUGUCGCAAACCGUGAGCGCGCGCUGGAGAACGUGCAGAAGGAGUUUUCCACGCUGCGGAGAUACACUGACUCUGUGCGGCGUAUACGAGUUGAUGAAAACGGCCGCGUCAACGAUGUUCUGUCGGCUGCCUGCAAAAAGGAGAGAAUCCAGUCACCUGGUGACGCGCUGAUCCUAAUCCGAUGGAUGGUUGCAGAGGGGCUUCUGUCCGGAAUGAGGGCCGUGGAGAAGAACUUGCAGUCCUUGGCGAGCCUGCUGGCAAGCGGCGGCAAAGCAACGGGGGGAAUCGAGGAAAACGUCGCUUCCUCUUUGGCAACGGGGACGGUUGGCCGUCUUUUUAAGCGCCCUCCGAAGUAG